CUUCCGUGCACCAUCAUGUCCAAGCGCCUUGAUUAUAUCAGUUGGGAAGACUAUUUCAUGGGCAUUGCCAUGGCUUCUGCUCAAAGAAGCAAGGAUCCAUGCACACAAGUCGGAGCUUGCAUCGUGAACAGUGAUCGGAAAAUUGUAGCAACUGGAUACAAUGGCAUGCCAUGCGGCUGCAACGAUGACUUGAUGCCUUGGGGCAAAGUGGGGACUAGCAUUUUGGACACAAAAUAUCCAUACGUAUGUCAUGCGGAGAUGAAUGCAAUCAUGAACAAGCAUGCAGCAAGUGUUGUCGGUGCAACGAUGUUCGUUACACUAUUUCCGUGUAAUCAAUGUGCCCAGUUGAUCAUUCAGUCUCGCAUAGCCGCUAUCGUUUACCUAGAAGAUAGAGACAAGCCGGACUACGAUGCUGCACGUCGCUUAUUUGAUAUGAGUGGCGUCACAUAUAGGUAUGACUGA
Molecule: messenger RNA, 462 nt
Organism: Soboliphyme baturini
Lineage: Eukaryota; Metazoa; Nematoda; Enoplea; Dioctophymatida; Soboliphymatidae
Source: the annotation of a GenBank genome assembly